AUGGAGACAAGAAGAAUCAUAGCUCUUAUAUUGAUUGCAUUCUCACAGUACAUCUUUCCUACAGCCAUACCCCUAGUGGAUCCAGAUGAAAUAGAAAAAGACAUCAAAGUACUGAAAAGUACCUCAGUUUCCAUAGAGUGGUGCAGCCUUCUCACAAUUCCAAUAGAAGAGGCGCUGUACCAUCUGGAUGAGUACAAAAAAAGAAUUCACAUUGUGCAUACAAUAUUGAACCGGUAUCGAAAUAGACUGGUGCAUGGAAUAUCUGUGUUUAAUGGAGUUGUCUGGCUAAAAACCACAACAGAUAAAUAUCUAGAAAUAUUUGGCGAGAUACAUAGGUAUAUGGUGAGAGAUGCUGGUGUCACUAAGAAGAAGGAGAGGCUAUGUAUAUAUCUGAAGAAACAUUUGGCCAUGCUGACCGGUACAUGCAGUGACUGUACACACCAGGAUUGGAUAGAGGGAUUUAUGGAAGAGCUACUAACAGAUCGCGAUCUACUCUACGAGAAUUACUACUAUAGCUGCAUCUCAAUCCAUUUACUGAAUAGGUUUUCUUUGGAGGAAAGAGAGCUAAUAGACCUAUACAACGAGUGCUGCCAAAGAAUAGUGAAUGUAAAAGCACUCAGACUAGACACAAUACGAGGAUUAGAGUGGCUAUAUCCAGGAAAAAAUAGAGAAGAGCAGUGGGCAUCGCUUUUUAUAGAUAAAGAGCUCUUUGCUCUUUUUUACAUGCUGUAUAGCGAGGCAUCCACUUACAUAUGGGAGUACUUUCCCAUUAAUUUUCAUAAGAUACUUCUUUUCCACAAUGAGCUGUUUGCAAAUGCAGAAAUAUAUAACAAUGUAAUAUGCCGUUCUUACAUCUUUUCUAUGCUGAAGAGUGAGAGUACAGACUCAUUAAAUGCAGAUGCGUAUUCAUCAUACAUUUACAAGGCAAUAUCCAGUUGGAGCGAACCACUCAGCUCAAAGAUAGAUGUGUUAGAAGAGAAAUAUUUAAAGCCCCACAACCAAGUGCCUUGGGGCAAAGAAUGCUGGGAUAGUUUUGUGCACAGCUGCUUUGUUAGAGAGAAAAUGCCACAAUUAAUAAAGGACAUAUGGGCUCAUUUAGACCGCAGCUUGGAGAGACUCAAUAAAGUGAUAGACACAUCCCAGUAUAACGUGGAGAGUAUGUUUACAGAACACAGAAAAAUAUACACACAGAGCAUGGUUACAGAGCUUGAAAACGUCUGCAAGAACGAUGAAUUUGGAUUUUACACACCGCUAACUGUUGAGCAUGUUCUUAGAAAGCUGCAUAAAAACAGCAUAGAUUGUGCACCAAGUAUAUUGCAGAUAAUAAAACUGGUGGGACACCGCACAUUUGCUGAUACUUAUACAGAUUCAAAGCAUCUUCCGCUAAUUAUGAAUGAGCAGAAGAAAGCAAGUGAAGAAAACAUCUUUCCGUAUGACAGUCAGAGUAUGGAUGGAAAGUAUAUACCUCUAAUCAAGACAGACACGAACUGUGCAGAGGACACAGACUUUCUUGGCAUUGUGCUAACAUACCACAAUAUUCUGGUUGGGAAUCUCUUCACUGCUCUGUGUGCUAUCCUCUAUGAAAAAUGGGCAGGAUGCUUUGGAAUCCAUUCCAUAUACGUGAUCGACUCAAUUAUAGAGACAGAAAUGAAGCCGCAUUAUCUUAUUUCUCUGGCAUAUAUCUACAAAAACGUUGUAGACCGAACUAUGGGAAUUGAAAGAAUUUCUAUGUGUUUAAUGCAGGAAGUGCAAAAUAUUAUAAAAGUGUGCCAACCAAAGAAAGUGUUCAUGCCGGACUAUGCUGAGAUAAAUCUUUUUAAUAUAAGUGAGUACAUUGAUCUCUCAAGCUUAACAACUGAAGAAAGAGUUGCAUUGGGGCAUCCUUUACCAAAAUAUUCCUCCGACAGUAUGGAGGAUCUUAUUUGUCAGCUUAAAAACAGGCACACAACAGCAGUUGCCUAUAUUAGAACAUAUAAGCUGCUACUAAACAUGCAGAGAGACAUCUAUACUCUGCUUGUUCCCAAGUAUAUUUUGGGAAUAGACAAGCUGUACAUAAUUGACUCUGCAUGUUUACCAAAGUGCCACUACUCGAAUACAAUAGAUCUGUAUAGGUAUACACAUGUAUACACAGCAUAUCCACAGAUUAAUAUGUUGAAGCAGUACUUAGAAGAAAUGCAGAUGCAGAAAGAGUGUCCAAAUGUCUUGCAGAUGAGCAUAGAAGAGUAUAAGAAUUUUAAAACUGCGCAGAAAACGAGCAGCUACACACAGUUCACCAAAGACUGCGCCAUACUAGAGAUGUUCUAUGCAGGAAUGCAUAUGGAAAGAGUGUUUAGAAGCUAUAUAGUUACGUUAGUAAUAUGGUUUAGCAAUUCAUUUAUUAGAUUUUUCACCCCCAAAAGGCUCUCUGACAGUGUUGUUAACUUCUUAAGCUCUUUCAUUAUAGGAUCUCCUCUGGACCACAAGACAAGCAUGCCGGUAGGUCUCUCAGAGCUAAGAAUAAACAUACUGUUAGACAGAACCCUGUAUGAGGAAAGGGACAUAAUAUUUCUUCAGCCUGGGAAAUGCACAUCAGUUAGCAUCUCAAUCGCAAUAAGUGAAGUUAAGUCCUUCCACUAUUUGGUAACAAGGCUAAAUAAUUCAGAUAGUGGGUUGGCGGUAUCUGAAAAUAACCAAAUGGUAAUAGACCAGAUUGAAAAGAUAUACAAUAGAGUGAAAUUCACGGAAUGUCCUAUAAGCCCGGCCCCACUACAAGACGAAGAACAUAUGAAAAUUAACGCAGAAAAAGUGAAGAACCAAUGUAAUAUGCAUAUAAAUGAUGAAGCUUUGGUUUCCUCAGCACCAAUUAGAACUCCAAAGAAAGUCUCUGCCUCUUAUGAAAAGAAAAACAUCUGGCACAGUAAUAAAAAAAAGGCACAAAGGAAGAAUACUUUAAACUCUAGCAAUGGAUGGGUAUUAUUAGCGUCCACUGUAUGUAUUCUUUCUGUGUUUGGCAUUACUAUCUUUGGAAUAUAUUUGUGGUAA
This is a messenger RNA of Nematocida ausubeli, 3021 nucleotides long. RefSeq lists its product as uncharacterized. The coding region runs from base 1 to 3021 and encodes 1006 amino acids. The record is from RefSeq and is a predicted model, not a curated record. Lineage: Eukaryota; Fungi; Microsporidia. The transcript has a single exon.